AUGGUGGAAUCGACAUUGACAACGUAUUCAUAUGUUGGCAUUGUUAUAUUUUUACUAGUUGUCAUUCUGGUGAUAAGGCCUGUAACAAUUCGAAUAAAGCACAUCAAAAUCUACUUGAAUAUUUCUACUGUUCCCCCACUAGGUGUACUUAUCUUGCUGAUUUGUAGGGCCAUUGAUUUUCAGGUGGUCUCCAAAGGUUUUUUGGGUUCAUUCGGUGUGCAACCAUGGGCCAUUUUAAUCCUGUUUUAUUCGCUGGCCUACAUAUGCAUUUCGUUGGAUAUGACGGGUGUUUUUCAAUUCUGUGCUUUCUGGGUCUCCCGAAAAGCUGGUAAUCGAGGCAUGCUGGCUUUCACCUUGUUCUUCAUAUUAACAAGUGUGAUGAGUGGCCUCACAAGUAAUGAUGUUGUUAUCCUGACAGGCACAGUUUUUCUUUCUUAUUUCACAAAGGUGUCGGAUAUUCGUCCUACCGCUUUUCUCAUGAGUGAAUUUACCACCGCCAAUAUUGCUUCCAUGGCCUUGUAUAUCGGCAACCCUACAAACGUGGUUGUUUCUGAGGCCUAUAAAAUUAGUUUCAUCACUUAUUCUGCUUGGAUGUUACUUCCAACUGUCGUCUGUAUAUUGAUCUCGUAUGUCGUAUUACGUAUCUUGUUUCGUGGGGAUUAUUACUUACCACGUCAUAUUCAACCUCCUGAUGCUGAUCCCAAGAGUGUUCUGGUAGACCCUCAUGGUGCCAUCUUUGGUGUGAUUUUGCUGGCUUGCUGCUUAGUGACUUUGGUAGGCACAUCAUUUGCAAGCGUGCCUGUAUGGAUGAUCACUUUACCGUUUGCCUGUGUCAUGUUAGUGAGAGACAUUCAGUACGAUCUAGGCUUUCACAUUACUCGCCUCUUCAAGAAGACACGGCCUAACCAAGAUAUCCCAUUGGAACCUUCCGAAUCUCAGCAUGCCUCUGUGAUGCGUAGUACUUCUUAUGCAACCUCGGUCAUCACAAAAAAAGAGCCUCAAAGCAAAUGGUUGAAACCUAUUUACAAAGCGUAUAAAUGGUUUGGGGUGCGUUUCCCUACCUUGAAGGCUGUCUUUGUGCGCAUGCCUUGGUCUAUUUUACCGUUUAGUUUGGGUAUGUUUAUGUUGAUCGAGGCUUUGGCUGAAUUAGGCUGGGUAGGCAUAUUUGCUACUGCCAUGGCUGUAUUUGCAAAGAAUUAUGUGACAGCGGUGUUUGGUAUGGUCUUUGUUUCUAUCUUGGCCUGUCAACUAUUAAAUAAUCUUCCAAUGACGAUCCUGUUUACGCAAAUUAUUCAACACCCUAAUUUUACGCAACAUGUGCAUUCGGAUGCUACUAUGCAAGGAUUCUUAUUGGGUCUCAUUGUGGGUAGUAAUUUAGGCGCGUGUUUGACGCUGGUAGGAAGUCUUGCUGGUAUUAUGUUCGAUCAUAUUCUCAAGGUCAAGGGCAUUUAUACACUAGGUUACUUUCAGUUCUUGAAAUGGAACUUGAUCAUAUUACCGACUAUUGCUGUUGGUGCGUGUGCUGUAUUGAUUGGCGAGAUAUGGUUCAUGUACGAGCGAUGA
This is a messenger RNA of Mucor mucedo, 1563 nucleotides long. RefSeq names its product arsenical pump membrane protein-domain-containing protein. The transcript is spliced from 6 exons. Gene Ontology annotation, biological process: transmembrane transport. Lineage: Eukaryota; Fungi; Mucoromycota; Mucoromycetes; Mucorales; Mucoraceae. Bases 1 to 1563 code for a protein of 520 amino acids. Gene Ontology annotation, cellular component: membrane. The record is from RefSeq and is a predicted model, not a curated record.